Molecule: messenger RNA, 1847 nt
Organism: Branchiostoma floridae (Florida lancelet)
Lineage: Eukaryota; Metazoa; Chordata; Leptocardii; Amphioxiformes; Branchiostomatidae
Product: F-box only protein 9-like
Exons: 7
Coding region: 138-1442 (434 amino acids)
Biological process (GO): SCF-dependent proteasomal ubiquitin-dependent protein catabolic process
Cellular component (GO): SCF ubiquitin ligase complex
Molecular function (GO): protein binding
Source: RefSeq, a predicted model, not a curated record
GGUGCCUACCUGCUCACCACCACUGUUUCCAACAUGGCGGCCAUCCGCAGACAUUAUCGCUUCCCAGUCUUGUGUGUUGUCCGCUUUACCGACCGCGAGCUCACCGACUGAGCCGCCCAAGCCACACCACAGACGACAUGGAUGGCGAGGGCAACGCUAACGUGCCGCUAGGCAGCGACGAGACCGCAGGAGACGAGGACGACGAGGAGUCUUCUUCCUCCGCACGGGCAGGGGUGGACCUGCAAGCCGAGCUGGACAACUUCCGCGCUCGGUGGAGAGACGAGCUGACUUCGAGCCCAGGAUUGUCGCACGAACAGCAACAACGCCGUAAACGACAGGACAGCGAGUCUGAUGAGGACUUCAGCCAGGACCUGGAGGAACGCGCCAAGCGGCUGUUCCUGAAGGGGGUGUCAGCUGAGCAGGAUGGAAACCUGUACGAUGCUGUGAAGUUCUACAAACAAGCCAUCCAGCUUGUACCAGACAUCGAGUCCCACAUCACCGAUUACUCCGAACAGAAAUCUGACGACGACUCGGAUUCCUCGGACGAUGAGGACCUGCUUAGCCCGGAGAUCGAGGACGCCGACCUGUUGUCGCAGUUCCAUCGCCUGACGGUGUCCGACGGGCGGCUGUGCCAGCCUAAUCUCCCACUACGCCAGACACACAUCUCCGCUCUACCCACUGAACUGUUGACCUACAUCUGCAGAUGGGUGGUCAGCAGCGAUCUGGACAUGCGUUCUCUGGAGCGGCUGGCGCUGGUGUGUCGCGGGUUCUACGUGUGCGCCCGGGAUCCAGAGAUCUGGCACCAGGCGUGCCUGCGUGUCUGGGGCAUCAACUGUGGAACCCCGUCCCAGUAUGGCAGCUGGAGAGACAUGUACAUCAACAGGCCUCACUUCAGAUACGAUGGAGUGUACAUCAGUAAGACCUCGUACGUCCGGCCAGGAGAGCAGAGCCUGGACACCUUCUACCGGCCCUUCCACAUGGUGGAGUAUUACCGCUACAUGCGCUUCUUCCCGGACGGGACCAUGCUCCUCCUGACGUCCGCCGACGAACCGCACGGGAUCGUUCACAAGCUGCGCGGGAAGGGGGGCAGCAUGAUGGGCAUGUACACAGGACACUACCGACUACAAGGUGACAAGAUGGCAGCUUACGUGAAGAAACGCAACCCCUACGAGCAGAACCAGUAUUACCGGUACACCAGGGGUUAUCGGAGGUCACAGGAGGCAGUGCCACAGACGGAGCAGAGCUUUCAUGUGGAGAUGAGAUUGGCAGAUGUAGGUCAGCGUAAGAACGCCAAGCUGGUCUGGCUCCGUUACUCGUGCCAGAUCCUGAACAAGCGCACACGGACCACCUCCGUCACGGACUUCGACAUCGAUAAGAAAUACCCGCCAUUGGUGUUCUCCCGCGUGAAGAGCUACACGGCGGCCGCUGAGAGCCCGCUGUAGAGAUGGUGAUCUAACUGCUGCAAUGAGCUUUCUCACUGUCAGAAACUUCAUGCUAUAUCUGAUAGAUAAAGGUAAUAUUACGAUGCAGUGGUGAAUUUUUUUCUGCUGCUUAUUUUAUUUUUUUUUUUAAUUUUAGAAUGAUCCUACAUUUUUGUUCUUCUGAAUCUGUUUUUCCUAGAAAUUUCAAGCAACUCACCUGGAUAGAGUAAGGAAUCCUUUGGUCAUAGUUUAAAACCCAUGCAUGCAUGCAACCAAAGUACAUGCAUUUCUGUUAAGAUGAGAUAUAAGUAUACUAGGUCAAGGUUACAUAUCAAGUUGAAGUAUGAAAUUGUUUUUGAAGCUUUUCAACAACUUGACAUACAGUGUAAUGCAUAUGAUAAGACUUUGGACAAAAUGUCAUACAUU